Messenger RNA from Astyanax mexicanus (Mexican tetra), 2061 nucleotides. Its product is annotated as tripartite motif-containing protein 16-like. Bases 105 to 1772 code for a protein of 555 amino acids. Lineage: Eukaryota; Metazoa; Chordata; Actinopteri; Characiformes; Acestrorhamphidae. Gene Ontology annotation, molecular function: protein binding; zinc ion binding. The record is from RefSeq and is a predicted model, not a curated record. The transcript is spliced from 6 exons.
GACAAUGUGAGUAUUGUUAUCUUGGCUAAUAAGUAGAAUUACAGGAUAGUUCUGUUCACUUCUCUCCAACAGAGAACCAGGAAACAAAAUCUUCACACUGUAAAAUGGCAGAAGCUGGUAUUUUGGUGGUUCAGGAUGAGUUAAGCUGUUCAGUCUGCCUGGAUCUCCUUAAGGAUCCAGUGACUAUUCCCUGUGGACACAGUUUCUGUAUGGUGUGUAUUAAGUGCUGGGAUGAGGAGGAUCAGAAGAAGAUCUACAGCUGCCCUAACUGCAGACACACCUUCACCUCAAGACCUGUCGUGAGUAAAAACACCAUGCUGGCUGAGGUGGUGGAGAAACUGAAGAAGACGAGACUCCAGGCUGCUCCUCCUGAUCACUCUUCUGCUGAUCCUGAAGAUGUGGAGUGUGAUUCCUGUACUGGGAGAAAACGCAAAUCCGUCCAGUCCUGCCUGGUGUGUCUGGCCUCUUACUGUGAAGCUCACCUCCAGCCUCACUACCAAUCUCCAGCCUUUAAGAAGCACAAGCUGGUCAAAGCCUCCAGACGACUCCAGGAGCAGAUCUGCUCUGAGCACGAUAAACUGCUGGAGGUUUACUGUCGCACCGACCAGCAGUGUAUCUGCAUGCUGUGUACCAUGGAUGACCAUAGAGGACAUGAUACAGUGUCACUUGCAGCAGAAAGAUCUGAGAAACAGAAGCAGGUGGUGGAAACACAGAGGAAAUACAAGGAGAGACUCCAGGAGAGAGAGAAGGAGCUUCAGGAGUUAAUAGAAGCUGUGGAGAAUCACAAGCGCUCUGCUCAGACAGCAGUGAAGGACAGUGAGAAGAUCUUCACUGAGAUGAUCCUCUCCAUUGAGAGAAGACGCUCUGAGGUGAGGCAGAUGAUCAGAGAUCAGGAGAAAGCUGCAGUGAGUCGAGCUGAAGAACGUCUGAAGAGACUGGAGCAGGAGAUCACAGAGCUGAAGAGGAGAGAUGCUGAUCUGGAGAAGAUUUCAUUCACAGAGGAUCACAUCCAUUUCCUCCAGAGUUUUCAGACUCUCUCAGCUCCUCCUGGAUCUUCAGCAUCACCUGCUUUUACUCUCAGUCCUCUCAACACUUUUGAAGUUGUUAUGAAGUCUGUUUCUCAGCUGAGAGUAAAACUAGACGAAUUCUGGAAAGAGGAAAUUGAGAAGACAUCAGCUGCAGUGAAGGAAGUGCAGAUCAUUCCUGAACCCCAAAGCAGAGAAGAGUUUCUGGAGUAUUCCUGUCAGCUCACACUGGAUCCAAACACAGCCUUUAAACACCUCUUCCUGUCUGAGAGGAACACAGUGGUGACCUGCAGCUACACAGUCCAGCCAUAUCCUGACCAUCCAGACAGAUUUGAUGGAUGGCCUCAGGUUCUGUGUAGAGAGAGUGUGAGUGGACGCUGCUACUGGGAGGUUGAGUGGAGAGGAGAUGGAGGGGUUGGUAUAGCAGUGUCUUAUAAAAGCAUCUCCAGGAAGGGAGGCUGGGAGUGUAGGUUUGGAUGUAAGAAUGAUCAGUCUUGGAGAUUGUCCUGUAAUUCCUCCAGUUACACAUUCAGAUACAAUAACAGAGAAACUGAAAUCUCCGGAGUGCCCGUCUCCUGUAGAGUAGGAGUGUAUGUGGAUCACAGGGCAGGAACUCUGUCCUUCUACAGCAUCUCUGAUACCAUGACCCUCAUCCAGCGAGUCCAGACCACCUUCACUCAGCCGCUCUACGCUGGGUUUAGGUUAAACCCUCACUCAUCAGUAAAUCUUUUACUUUCAGCAAAAUAGAUGAACAUGCAGAACAAAGGGAAGAGCUGGAUGAGAUCAGAUAAGAACUGCAGAAUCUAGACUGUAGAGCUGAUCAAAUAAAGUUAUAAUAGUGCUGGGAGAUAUUGUUAAUAUAAAUAAUCAUAAUUCUGAACGGUAAUUACGUCUGUCCCAGAUUAGAACUGCAGGUACAUUUCCUGUAUGGAAAGAUUUAUUCAGAUUUAGCGUUAAAUAGUUUAAACUGUUUAUAUCAUUAACAGAGCUCACAGUAACAGAGUUCAUAUUUUAAACUUCAUAUUACAGAAUUUUA